UCUUUAUGUAAAGGACAAUACAGCGAAUUCGGUGUAAUGAAAUCUUGAAAAUCUGCGAAUCUCAUCGCUAAAGAGGCACCAGUCAGAAAUCGACGUAGCUAUUUUCUACUCCGGACUCCGGGAAAGAAAAGAGAAAGACGAAGAGUGGGAUGUAGAAUACAUUUAGUUUGAUACAGGUGCAAAUGAAUGUGGUCCCCGUUUUCAAGAGCAACCGAAGAGCCAGUUUAGUCAGUAAUCGUUGAAUCUGCGCUCCGGUAACAUCGACUGUCUUUGUGUGAAUCGAAAUCGAUUUAAUACUGCCCACAUGACAAUAACAAUACUUUCGUUCUGAAAGCCAUAAUGAAAAGCGCUGCAAUAUGGAUACUUUGUGCAAAUUGUUUGGCAGUUUUAGCACAAAGUGUGCCUGAUUUCGCUCCAAAACAAGAUUUUAUCGACAACGUUCAGGAUCAAGUAAUUCAAUCGCAAGCAGCCAACACUCUUUCUGAUGUACAACAAAGAAAUUAUGAGAACAAUGGUAACUUAAAUCUGGACGGUACUCCGUUCACGGAACCCUAUACCAUCGAAUAUAAAUAUCAUAAUUAUGACAAAAUGACAAAAUUUCUUAGACAGACAACAGCUAGAUAUCCAUCAUUAACUGCUCUCUACUCUAUUGGAAGAUCAGUUCAAGGAAGAGAUCUCUGGGUUAUGGUGGUAUCGGCAUCUCCUUAUGAGCAUAUGAUCGGAAAACCUGACGUAAAAUACGUUGCCAAUAUGCACGGAAAUGAAGCUGUUAGUCGAGAGCUCAUGCUUCAAUUAAUUCAUUACCUUGUUACCAGUUAUUCAUCGGACCCAUAUAUACGUUGGUUGUUAGAUAACACAAGGAUACAUAUAAUGCCUUCCAUGAAUCCAGAUGGUUUCGAAGUCUCAAAAGAAGGAACGUGCGAUGGAAGCCAAGGGAGGUACAACGCUAGAGGUUUCGAUUUGAAUCGAAACUUCCCAGACUAUUUUAAACAAAACAACAAAAGGACGCAACCUGAAACAGAAGCCGUUAAAGAAUGGAUAUCAAAAAUUCAAUUCGUCCUUUCCGGAAGUCUUCACGGAGGAGCCUUGGUGGCAAGUUAUCCGUUCGAUAGCACUCCAAAUUCCCGAAUAUGUAGAUCGUCAGCGUUAUGUUCUAUUUUCCAGAGCUAUUCGGCGCCAUCUUUAACACCUGAUGACGAUAUCUUCAAGCACUUAUCACUCACCUAUUCUACAAAUCAUGCUAAAAUGAGCAGUGGGGUGUCUUGUAAAACAUCACGUACUGCAUUUAAAAGAGGAAUCACUAAUGGAGCAGAAUGGUACCCACUAACUGGAGGUAUGCAAGAUUAUAAUUAUGUUUGGUACGGAUGUAUGGAAGUUACCUUGGAAGUAUCGUGUUGUAAAUAUCCCCCAGCGCAUGAAUUACCGAAAUAUUGGGAAGAUAAUAAACAGGCAUUGAUUAAAUAUUUGGCUGAAGCACAUCGUGGUGUUCAAGGAUUCGUGAUGGACGAAAACGGCAACCCAUUGGAAAAGGCAUCCUUAAAAAUAAAAUCGCGUGACGUUGGUUUCCAGACUACAAAGUACGGUGAAUUUUGGAGGAUCCUCUUACCGGGCAAAUACAAGAUGGAAGUAUAUGCUGACGGUUACAUUCCCGAAGAAAUUGGAUUCUUAGUAGUCGACCAACAUCCUACAUUACUGAAUAUUACGUUACGAGGAGCUAAGAGAAAAGAAGGACAAUUUUUCCAUCCUCAACCUCAACAACUAUACCAUCGACCUGUAUAUCAACAACAGCAACAACAACAACAAGCACAAGAAUCUGGUAUAAUUUCUUCGAUAACCAACGGUCUAUCGAACUUAGUAAAUUAUUUUGGAUAAAAAAUGCUACUGUACCUUUAAGAAAAACUGAAACCCCGUAGAAUUGUCUAAUUUAGAACUUUGAGGCGAGUUCAAAAAGUAGUUUAAAAAUGUGAAAUUUUCAAUAGUAAUUUAUUAGAACACGUUAGAAGUAGGUUUUAAAAUGGACCUAUAAGGUCGUCAUUCAGGUUUAAAGUAGCGAAUGUUAUAAUUAGAAAGGUUUUGCAUUACUUAUGACGUAGCUGAAAUACUGCGUCAUCUAUUAAAUCUAAUAAAUUGAUUGGCUUACAACGUUUUAAAUACAUUACAAGUCAAAAAUGGGAGUAAAGUUAAACGCUAAUUGGCCUGUACAUUAAAAUCAAUUCGGGAUUUACUUGGUAAGUGCAAUAACAUUGAUUAUGAAGAAACAAAAAAAAAAUACAAAUUGGGAAAAAAUAAUUACCUAAAAUAGGUUUUACAAUGGAUUCAAGCGAAUGGUCGGAAAAGCAACACUUGAUCUAAAAGUUGUACCUACCUAUACGAUAAAUAAAUAGUUCCUGUAUCACUGUAGUGAAAAAGUAAAAUUCCAAUUUGGUCUGAUUCUAAAAAUAUUUGAAAUUUGUAAUAGUAUUUUUUUGAUUUUAUUUUUGAAGUUAUUUUUAGAAUCUAAAGUUUUUUUAGAGUUUAUUUUAUUUUUAAAGCUGUUAUGACAAAAAAGGAACAAUACUACUUAUUUUCAG
Messenger RNA from Psylliodes chrysocephalus, 2570 nucleotides. The record is from the annotation of a GenBank genome assembly. Lineage: Eukaryota; Metazoa; Arthropoda; Insecta; Coleoptera; Chrysomelidae.